AGUUAUGUUACCACUGAUUCCAUUGAGCUGAUUCCCCCUUCACUACAUUGCUAGGCUACAUUAUAACCUCGAAUGGAUACAUCUGACGGGCAUUACAGGCUACAUUAUAACCUCGAAUGGAUACAUCUGAUGGGCAUUGCAGGAGGGACAAAUAACGGUAUUUCUAUUGAAGGGAGUAUUGGCAGAUUAAGAAAUCUGACCAUUGCAUACAAUAUAUGUAUUUUAAGGAAUUUCCAUUUGUUUGCAAUGAAGACAACUCAGAUGGAGAAGAUAAACGGACACAGGAAAGAAGCGGUAUAAUAUGCACUCUUGCAAGCAUCUCUUAAAUAACAUAAUUUCGGCGAAAAUGGUCGCAGAACUUCUGAGUUUUCCUUUAACUCAUCUUUCAAAUAUAUUUUCCUGACACCAUAAGCUACCCUGUUGCGAUACUGAGCUAUGGUAAUGGGUGAAACAGUGGGCGUUCAUAGCCAGGGCCAUAGUCGAUAGUUAUAAGGCAAUGAAAGGAAACGGCUUUGCAUAAAUCCUACACCAGGACUGCUGCGUGAAGAUGAGAGGCUUGCCCUUCUACCAAGAGGACGAUGACAAUACAUCCACUGAGCAUGACCAAAACAUUGAUAUCGGACCUUGAAAUCCAUGCCUGAAUCUCUUUUGUCCUAUCUGCCCUUGGAGGGGGCGAGAUAGAGGAGACUUUCCUCUUUGACUCAAUAUAAAGGAGACGAGAGCAUUCACGUCCGAGAAAUGGAUAAACUCACCGUUAUAUCAGGAUGUCUCUUUCUAGCAGCUGAUAUCUUUGCUAUCGCCAGUAUUGCCAAUCCGGACUGGAUCAACACAGGAGAUGCAGCUGGUAAGUUAGGUUCCCUGACGGUAGGCCUGGUGCGGCAGUGCCAGACCAUUCACGGUCGUGACCGGACCUGUAUCCCCCCGCGGCUGCCCCCAGAGUGGGUCACCACCCUCUUCUUCAUCAUUCUGGGCAUCAUCUCCCUCACGGUGACCUGCGGCCUGCUAGUGUUAUCACACUGGUACCGUGAAGCCACUCGUUAUGCCCGCUGGAUUGCCUUCACUGGGAUGAUCCUGUUUUGUAUGGCGGCUCUUAUAUUUCCUAUAGGAUUUUACAUCGAUGAGGUUGGGGGACAACCUUAUAAACUACCCAACAACACAGUGGUGGGGUCAUCAUAUGUACUCUUUGUUCUAUCUAUAUUUUUCACUAUAGUGGGACUACUGUUUGCAGGAAAGGUCUGCUUGCCUGGGUGACAUAUUGGACACUUAAGUGUCCCGCUUGCGUCGCCUCAUUAGCUAGCUUUUGAGGUGGCACCAUCGGCUAAGACACUUAAGGAGGGCGGCUACGUGUGUUUUGUAAGGCAGAGGUCCUGAGUUCACGCCAGGUAUGGGCCAAAUCGUGAGGAAGUGGUACUGGCUAAGCAAGCAGCGUGACAGCAUGACGUUUGGAUGCCUGGAAGGGAAAAAUAAGAACUGUGAGAAACACACUUUCUCUGUGUUUGUGGAACUCUCUGAUGCACCUUUGGAUGACAGGUCUCUACAGCCCCUCGCCCUGGUCCCAUAGGACAGGUAGAAGGCACUAGCCUGUCUGUGGUCAUAGAUAUGGGAGGAAUGGACACCUAUCCAGUCCCUUCACAGAUCAGUGAACACAGAAGUUUUGUUCCACGAAUAGAGUGCCUUUUCGGGUAGUGUAACUUUUUAUUUCACCUAAUUUUAACAUUUUGUCCUAAAAAGCACGUUUUAACGUCAUAAGAAAUAUGUUUCUCCAACUCCUUUUGAAAAAAAUAUAUUUAAAAAGGAAUCAUUUCACCAUAUUUAAACGAGAGUUCAGUUGACGUAACAGGGUUGACCUUAAACCUGUGCGACAUGAAUCACUAAUCAAAUGAAAUAAAUAAUAAAUCUUCAGACAUCACUUUGUCAAAGCAACAAAUGUUAUUAGGGCUUUACAUUGGUUAUGAACACUUGGGGAAAUUUGGAGAUGUUAAGUGGGUUAAAAUCUUUAAAGUCGGAGAAAAAUGACAUGGGACAUGCCAAAAUGAUCACAACUCAGGAUAAGACCCAGAUGCACAGUUCGAAUCACACAUGUUUAUUAACAAAACAGGGCAAGCAGACGACAGGUCAAGGGCAGGCAGAGGUCUGUAAUCCAGGGCAGAGACAGUAAGGUACAGAACGGCAGGCAGGCUCAGGGUCAGGGCAGGCAGAGGGGUCAAAACUGGAAGAACAAGAAAAAUGGGGUAGAGAGUAAGAAACAGGAGUAUGGGGAAAACACGUUGGUAGGCUUCACGAGACAAGACGAACUGGCAACAGACAAACAGAAAACACAGGUAUGAAUGCACAGGGGAUAAUGAUGGGCAACACCUGGAGGGGCUGGAUACAAGCACAAGACAGGUGAAACAGAUCAGGGUGACAAAAAUUGGGAUUUUCUGAGAUAACCAAUGUAUUUUAAUGUAAAACACACUACAAAUAUUUUUUUAAAUGUUUAGUUAGAGUGUAGAUGUAUAUAGUGCUUUCAUACCUCUUGAUUUAUUCCACAUUUUGUUGUUACAUACAGCCUAAAUUAAAAAUGGAUACACACAAUAGCCCACAAUGA
Messenger RNA from Oncorhynchus masou masou (cherry salmon), 2587 nucleotides. RefSeq lists its product as uncharacterized. The coding region runs from base 739 to 1251 and encodes 170 amino acids. The transcript is spliced from 3 exons. Gene Ontology annotation, cellular component: ciliary membrane; Golgi apparatus. The record is from RefSeq and is a predicted model, not a curated record. Lineage: Eukaryota; Metazoa; Chordata; Actinopteri; Salmoniformes; Salmonidae. Gene Ontology annotation, biological process: negative regulation of smoothened signaling pathway.